Molecule: messenger RNA, 3992 nt
Organism: Passer montanus (Eurasian tree sparrow)
Lineage: Eukaryota; Metazoa; Chordata; Aves; Passeriformes; Passeridae
Gene: UNC13D
Product: unc-13 homolog D
Exons: 32
Coding region: 306-3443 (1045 amino acids)
Source: RefSeq, a predicted model, not a curated record
GCAGUGAAAGGUAUGAGCAGCUCAAGGAUGCUGAGUCCCUGUCCUGCCUUUACCUCUGGGGUUGCUGUUUGCUGGGCCAGAUUUUGCUUUUGCAAUCAAAGCUAAAAACAAAGAUGACAGCAACGGUUUCCAAAGGCCAUCAUGCACUUUUCUCUAGUUCCUACUAACAAUAUUUUGCAAGGGUGCACAGAGCUGAUGUCCCAGAUCAAUAAACUGCAUUUGUGGUGUCACGGGACAGGAAUUGGCUUCUCCACCACAUCCCCCCCCAUCAGCGAGGGAGGAGAUGCUUUAAAGCUUUGCCCAAGAUGGAUCUGUCCCACCGGUUCUCCAAGGAAGAGCUGGCCCUGCUCUACGAGGAGGUUCUCUACACCAUCCGGCACCGCCUGGGCAAGCCCGAGCAGCAGCAUGUCAAGGACUCCCAGGAGCUCUACUCCUACGUGCAGAAGGCUUUUGGCAUGAACGCGGAGGAGCACGGUGUCAUCAUGCAGCAGGUCAUGGAGCUGGAGAGCCCCAUUUACUGCCUGAAAGCCACGGUGAAGGAAGCCAAGGGAAUUUUGGGUAAAGAUGUCAGUGGGCUCAGUGACCCUUACUGCCUGCUGGGCAUCGAGGCCAGGAGCCAGGAGCCAGCCCACCCCGACCCCAGGAAGAGGAUGAAGGCUGUGGUCAAAGACCUCAUCCCCGAAGACCAAAUCCAUCGCACCCAAGUCAUAAACCAGACCCUCAGCCCAGUGUGGAACGAGACCUUCAUCCUGGAGUUUAAAGAUGUGGAGACAGCCAGCUUCCACCUGGACAUGUGGGACUCGGACGUGGUGGAGUCGAUGCGGCACAAGCUGGGCGAGCUGACCGACCUCCACGGCCUCAAAAGGAUCUUUAAGGACGCUCGCAAAGACAAGGGGCAGGACGAUUUCCUGGGGAACGUGGUGGUUCGCCUGAAGGACCUGCACUGCUGGAAUGACCAGUGGUACCAGCUGGAGCCACGGACAGAGACCUAUCCCGAGCGGGGCCACUGUCACCUGCAGUUCCUCCUGACGCACAAGAAGAGGGCCACCACGAGCAGCAGGACACAGCCCAGCUACACCGUCCACCGCCACCUGCUGCAGCAGCUGGUGUCCCACGAGAUCCUCCAGCACCAGGCCGGCAGCACCUCCUGGGAUGGGGAGCUGAGCAGCCACGCCAGCACUGUGCUGUACCUGCAUGCCACACAGAAGGACCUCUCUGACUUCCACCAGGACAUGGCGCAGUGGCUGGCCUACAGCAAACUGUACCAGAGCCUGGAGUUCAACAGCAGCUGCCUCCUCCACCAGAUCACCAGCAUCGAGUACCGGUGGGUGCAGGAGCGCCUGAGGCCAGAGCAGAAAGCAGAGCUGGCCGAGUCCUUCCAGUCCCUGCUGACCUACGGGGUCUCCCUCAUCCGUAGGUUCCGCAUCAUUUUCCCCCUCUCUGUCCCGAGGUCCACAGAGAGGCUCCAGUCCCUGCUCCGGGUCCUCGUCCAGAUGUGCAAAACCAAAGCUUUCCGUGAGCUGUGCACACCCAGCCCUGACCUCCCCCACAUGGUCUCCACAGCUCUGAAGUCAGGCACCACGGAGUGGUUCCACAUGCAGAAGCAGCACCUCAAGCCCAUGGUGAAGAGCAUAGAGGAGAAUAGCAAAGCCUUGUCCAAGCUCCUCCUGGAGGUGAUAGAAGAUCUCAAGCAGUGCCAAAAGAUCUGGAAUAAAUUGUUCAGCACCAACCUGAAGUUGAAUAUCUUCUCCAUUGCCUACCUGGAGCUGGAGAGCCUGGUGGCAGAGCAUGUCCAGGAGCAGCUGCACCAGGUUGACAGCAGCAUGUCCAGACCCACGGCCGAGAGCCUCUUUGAUCUCUACAGGAAACUGCAGGAGCUCUAUCAGAUGAAGGACUCCCUCCCAAGCAGGGAUGGACCUCUGGCUCUGAGCAACUUCCACCAGUGGUUUGAGGAAGCAUUGCCCCUGUGGCUGCAGAAGGCCUACACCACCACGCUGGAGAGGGCCCAGAGAGCCAUCCAGAUGGACCAGCUGAAGCCUUAUGGGUACCACAAGCACAGCACAUCCACCGUUGACCUGUCCACCUGCUACGCCCAGAUCAUGACAACCUGGCAGCAGCUCAACUGGCCAGACCCUGAGAAGGCCUUCAUGAUCAUGGUCAAUCUCCUGGAGGACAUGUGCAAGAUCUCCCUGAUGUACUGCAAGCUCAUCAAGGAGAGGGCUGAGGCUCUGUCCCUGAGCGAGCAGAACGAGGGCGAGGCGGCCAACAAGCUCUGCAUCGUGGUGAACAACAUCGAGCAGCUCCGGCUGCUGAUGCUGAAGCUGCCAUCACAGCUGGGCUGGGCCCAGCUGGAGCAGCGCAUGAGGGGCAUCAUCGACCCCCAGCAGAUCCAGAACGCUCUGCACAACCAGCUCGACAGCACCGUGGCCUGCCUGGACCACGAGGUCCGCGACGUGGUGAAAGCCCUGGCUACCAAGCUGGAAAAGGGCAUUGCCAGACACAUCCAGGAGCUCUCAUCUUCCAGUGACACCCAGAAGCCUGAGGAUUCCAUCAUCCCACUCAUGAAGUUCCUGGAGUCGGAGCUGCAGUACCUCAAUGAGCAUCUGGUCCAGGAGAACUUCAAAAGCCUCCUCAGUCUCCUGUGGCACCACACCCUGUCCGUGCUCUCAGCAGCACUGGGGCCGCAGGUGCCCUCGGUCCAGCACUGCCAGAGGCUGUUCUGUGCCCUGAAGAGCCUGGAGCUGUGCUUCCACGCCGAGGGCUGCGGGCUGCCGCUGGAGACCCUCCACAGUGCAGCCUUCCAGACGCUGGAGGCUCACCUGGCUCUCUGUUCUGCCAGCAGCCGCAAACUCAUCCAGAAAUACUUCAGCAACAGGAUCCAGCAGCAGCUGGACAUGAGCUCAGAGAAGUACGGGGCCGUGACCAUCAAAGCUCUGUACCGGCCUUCGGAGCAGAAACUCCGUGUGGAAGUGCUCAACGCCACCAACCUCAUCCCGCUGGACUCCAACGGCUCCAGCGACCCCUUCGUGCAGCUCACCCUGGAGCCCCGGCACGAGUUCCCCGAGGUGGUGGCUCGGACCACCCAGUGCAAGAGGAACGAGCUGCACCCCCUCUUCGACGAAGCCUUCGACUUCUUGAUCCCCUCCGAGAAGUGCCGGCAGGAGGGGGCCUGUCUGCUGCUGACCGUGUUUGACUACGACGUGCUGGGCUCCAAUGACCUGGAGGGCGAAGCCUUCUUGCCCCUGUGCCACCUGCCCGGCCUCGACAGCGAGGAGGACGAGGCCGACAUGGGCCGGGUGCCGCAGACGCGGCUCCCCCUCACGCACCCCAAGCCCGCGGAUGAGAUCCUGCAGCUGCUGGAGUCCAGGAAAAGGGACAAAGAAGCUCAGGCCUUCGUUAAGCUCCGCAAGCAACGAGCCAAGCAGUCCAAGGAGACAGAGUGAGGGAGGGGCAGGAAGAUGGAUGGCCCUGAAAGGGGAACCUUGGUGGUGUUGGAGCCAGAACCAUCUGCAGGGAGUGUGGGGACAGAGGGGUCCCUGUGCCAGCACCCAGCACCCAGUUCACCCCCACCUUCGGGCAGCAACACCCCCAUGCGCCAGGGAGGGUGGGCAGGUGGACUGGAGGGGAUUUCUCUGCCUGCCUGGACUAGUAACACUACACGAGGGAUGUGGAAGCGUGGCUGUCCCUGUCCGUCCCUCUGGAGUUUGUCACUGCCAGUGCUGCAUCUCCUGGCCGUGUCCCCAGCCCUCCUGUCUGCAACAUGGCAUGGCCAAACCUGCCUUCAUUUUUCUUUAAAAUGUUUAAUUUCUUUCCCCCCUCAUUUUCUUGUGGAUAAGCCUCUUAUUUUAAAUGAAAAGCCACAAAGCUGAUGCGUGGGCUGUGUGCUUUGGGGCAGUGGCCCUGUGCUGGCAGCAGCAGCACAGUGGGGUGGGACAAGGCACUUGAGGUCUGGUGGGAGCUGCUGAAUUUCUCAUUUUUUAAAAUGUCUAGCU